This is a messenger RNA of Maniola jurtina (meadow brown), 2424 nucleotides long. RefSeq names its product flap endonuclease GEN (gene Gen). The record is from RefSeq and is a predicted model, not a curated record. Gene Ontology annotation, molecular function: four-way junction DNA binding; 5'-flap endonuclease activity. Bases 147 to 2390 code for a protein of 747 amino acids. The transcript is spliced from 12 exons. NCBI's taxonomy places the organism in Eukaryota, Metazoa, Arthropoda, Insecta, Lepidoptera, Nymphalidae.
UUUACCGUUAGAGUUGAAUUCAAUAAAGUUAGAAUCUAUCUGGCUUGUGCAUUAACAAUAUUACGAUAGAUUAUUUAGCAAAUAGUAAAAUGUGAAAAUUAGCUAUGAAAAACGCAGAAACUUUAUUUUUAUCUAAGAAGUAGAAAAUGGGUAUCAAAGGACUGUGGGGAGUGUUGAAUCCUUACAGUGAAAAAAAGGCGCUACAUGAGAUUAGAGGUGAAACCAUUGCUGUUGAUCUUGCAGGAUGGGUUUGCGACAGUCAAAAUGUUACAGAGUAUUACAUACAGCCCAAAUUAUAUUUGAGAAAUCUUUUCUUCAGAACUAUUUACCUCAUAUUAGCUGAUAUAAAUCCAAUAUUUGUGCUGGAAGGUGAUGCUCCAGAACUUAAAAGGGAUGUGAUGGCAGCUCGUAAUGCCAUACAGUUUCGGGGAGCAGCUCCAAAGACAGGUCCUGCUAAAAGUAAACUGCCUAAUGUGACAAGAAAGAGGUUUAAGGGUGUAUUGAAAGAGUGUGAGACACUUCUAAAAAGUAUGGGUGUGAGAUGUGUGAAGGGACGAGGGGAAGCUGAAGCUACCUGUGCGAGGCUAAAUGCUAAAGGUCUUGUUCAUGCAGUGGUUUCACAAGACUCCGAUUGUUUCGCGUAUGGCGCAAGGCGUGUGUAUCGCAACUUUAGCGUGUCUAGCUCCGCGGGUGGCGGCGCGAUGCAAGGCUCGGUCGACUGUUAUGACGCUGAGAAAAUGUACCAGAGUAAUGGUUUCGGACGUCAGAAAAUGGUGGCUUUGGCUUUAUUGUGCGGUUGUGACUACGGCAGCGGAGCUUGUGGGUCGUCCAUAACAACAGUGGUUUCAUUUCUGCAUACUGUGUCAGAAGAUCAGGUUAUUCACAGGUUAUUAUCAUGGGUCAGCGAUCCUCAAUACUACGAGGAAAAGGCUCGUUGGAUGUCCGCACCGGGCCGCUGCGACCGCUGUGGACACGUAGGUCGCACGCACGCUAGGAACGGCUGCCCGAUCUGUGUUACUCACAAAGGAUGCGCAGACCUAGGCCACAAGUCCAAAGUAGCAGAAGUGAAACGUGAAGUAUCGCUUCGGAAUCGGGCUCUGUCGUGCGGAAUGCCGUUCCCCGAACCGAAAGUUAUGAAGGAAUUCAUGGACCCUACGCCAGAAGAUAUAGAUCUCGAGGGCCUGAAGAUUCCUACUCCGAGUUUAAUCCAGUUUGUGAAAAUAAUGUCGUACAAGUUAGACUGGACGGAAAAAUAUUGCGUAGAAAAGUUCUUACCAUUGUUAACUAAAUGGCAUCUGCAGGAAAAAGUACCCAGCCGUAGCCUUCAACCUAUUGAAAUAAAGAAGAAGAGAAACCCUAGAGGAGUUCCAAGCUUUGAAGUGUUGUGGAAAGAUAUUAAUGGUCAAUAUGAAGGUCUCAUUCCUGAUGAUCAGUUUGAAGAUGGCGAUGAUAUUUUCGGUCCUUGGACUUCAGUAGAGAGGCAAGAUCUCAUGCGCAAGUAUUAUCCAGAUUUAGUAGAAAAGUAUGAAGAAUCUACAAAGAAACCUCCAAAGGAAAAGAAAGCGAAGGGAAGAAAGAAGAAAGAGAACCAACAAGAACAAAAUGAUAAACCAAAGAGAAAAUAUACCAGAAAGCCAAAACAGCUUAAAGAUGUUGUGCUAUCUAAACUUAACGAGUCUAUGAAAAACUUGAGCCUUACCAAUCAAGAUCUCAAUUCUAGCAAAGCAAACGUCAGUGUUUCAGUAAAAAGAUUAAAAAGAAAAAUUAAAAACAAUGCAAAGAGUAAACCGAAAAAUACCAUUGAAAGUUACUUACAACCGCGUAAGAAGAGAAAGUCUUCUAAAUUAAUGCAGUCCCUGAGAAAUAGUUUCAGAAACAUGUCAAUUGAGAAUAACGAAUCUUUGAGUCUCAAAUAUUUAGACACUGCUGAUAGUGACAAAGAGAAUAGACAAAACAAGACAGAAGAUGAUAAGCAUUUGCUAAGUAUGUUGAAUAUGAGUGAAGAAGAUAUCAGCGAAAAUGAUUUGUCUGCGAUAAUUGAUAACAUAGUGUCCAGAGCUCCCACUGUCACAACUGCAAAAGUUAACAGCAAUUUAGUUAAAUUGAUCUUUGAGAAUAAACAAAUGUUGAGAAAGUCUACAUUAACUCAAAGAUUCCACCAAAACAAUUGUUCGACACCCAAAAACAGUCCACUGCGAAAAAGCUGUCACGAUACAAAUGCUAGCAGACGGUCUUCUAUGUCAAAAGCAAACACAAGCUAUUUCUUUGAUAAAUUAUCCGACGAGCGCGAUGCUUUCGAGAUGUCCAUGGAAUAUAGUCGAAAACACAAAAUCGCUUCUAUCAGUCUAGAUUGUGAUGCAACUUUGGACUAUAGCUUACUUGAUGUUUGAUUUUGAAGUUUUAACAAUAAAUUAAUUUUUUCGA